GACGUAUGUAAAGCCUGGACACCCACAAUGCAUCACGGCGCGCGAAACUCAAGAUAGAUAAAUAGUUAUUGCACCGCUAGCUAGCACAAGUUAGUUAGCGAUAGCUUAUAGCUCACAGAAUAAAGAAAAUGAGCAAAAAAGACAACGGAGGUUUAACAGUCAUAUUUGCUUACCUGAACGAGAAGAACCGCCCUUACAGUGCCCAAGAUGUCUUUAACAAUUUACAGAAGCAGCACGGCCUGGGAAAGACGGCUGUGGUUAAAGCCAUGGAACAGUUGGCACUGGAAGGGAAGAUCAAAGAGAAAACCUAUGGGAAGCAAAAGAUCUACUUUGCUGAUCAGGCCCAGUUUGCAGAGGUGAGUGAGGCAGAUCUGAAGGCCAUCGACAGUCACAUCUCUGACCUCAGCACACAGGUGCAGGCUAUCUCUCAGGGCUGCAGACAGCUGGACACAGAGCUGAAGGAGCUCAACAGCUCCCUGACCACAGAGGAAAUGAUGUCAGAGAUCAAGGAGCUGAAAGCAGAGUGUUCUGGUUACAGGGAGCACCUGGAGAAGAUCAAGUCGGCGACCAAUCAUGUCACACCAGAGCAGAAGGAGAUGGUUUACAAGGAGAGACAUCUCUACGUGAAAGAGUGGAAGAAGAGGAAGAGACUGGCAUCUGAUAUGAUGGGUUCCAUUUUGGAGGGAUACCCCAAGACCAAGAAGCAAUUUCUGAAGUUGGUGUGGAGACUGAUGAGGACUGUAAAGUUGCUAUGCCAAGUACCUGACAAUGUUGGAGGAUCUUUGUUUACUUUUGACUUGAAUGUCAAUUCUGAGGGAGUAUUAUGCCAUCAAAACUCAUUUCAGGAGUAACUAAUUACAAUUUGUAAAUUUGUAAUGUUUUGUAAUAAAAUACCUUGUGCAGGUGUAUACUUUAGUUUAUUUUGCAAUUAAAAAUCAUUCAUAUGAAAUACUUUCAUCAAAUUCUUGUCCAAAUCAGCAACAAAAAAAACGUAACAGUAGACCUGAUUUAUUGAUGCCAGCACAAAGACUUGUCGUAUAAAAUCCCUUUUUAAAGUCUGGUGAUUACACUGAUUAAACAUUCACAUCGGUUAGGUUUACCAGAAGG
Messenger RNA from Oncorhynchus kisutch (coho salmon), 1107 nucleotides. RefSeq names its product PSMC3 interacting protein (gene psmc3ip). Gene Ontology annotation, cellular component: DNA recombinase auxiliary factor complex; condensed nuclear chromosome. The record is from RefSeq and is a predicted model, not a curated record. Gene Ontology annotation, biological process: meiotic joint molecule formation; meiotic strand invasion involved in reciprocal meiotic recombination; homologous chromosome pairing at meiosis. Gene Ontology annotation, molecular function: recombinase activator activity; double-stranded DNA binding. Lineage: Eukaryota; Metazoa; Chordata; Actinopteri; Salmoniformes; Salmonidae. The coding region runs from base 129 to 851 and encodes 240 amino acids. The transcript is spliced from 8 exons.